Molecule: messenger RNA, 1110 nt
Organism: Nymphaea colorata (pocket water lily)
Lineage: Eukaryota; Viridiplantae; Streptophyta; Magnoliopsida; Nymphaeales; Nymphaeaceae
Exons: 4
Coding region: 173-607 (144 amino acids)
Biological process (GO): mitochondrial translation
Cellular component (GO): mitochondrial ribosome; mitochondrial large ribosomal subunit
Molecular function (GO): structural constituent of ribosome
Source: RefSeq, a predicted model, not a curated record
AAAAAAAAAAAAAAGAAAAAAAAGACCCGCGACGCUCGUUUUCCCCCUCUCGGUUUUCUGUGUGCUUCCGCCUUCCGCCUAGUGCUUCAGGAGCUGGAGACGGGCGACCGGCGACCCUACGGACGGCAACCUUUCUCCAUUUGACGGACGGGCGGCAGGAUUUGUUGGAACCAUGUUCAUUUCACGGGUACUUGGAAGGGGCUUUGGAAGGAUCCUUUUUGCUGCAGCGAAGCCUGAAGCUUCAGCUGCUCGAGCUGCUUCAUCUAUGGUAGCACACAAUCCACUUGAAGAAUUUUUCGAGGCAGAUAGAAGCAAAGAGGAUGACAAACCUGUUGUUUAUGGUCGAAGUUGGAAAGCUGCUGAAUUGCGUCUUAAAUCAUGGGAUGAUCUUCAAAAACUAUGGUAUGUUCUGAUGAAGGAGAAGAACAUGCUUAUGACUCAGCGUCAAAUGCUCCAUUCCCAAAACCUGCGAUUUCCGAAUCCAGAACGCAUUCCCAAGGUGAGGAAGUCAAUGUGUCGCAUCAAACAUGUACUGACGGAGAGAGCUAUAGCGGAGCCUGAUCCUAGAAGGUCCGCUGAGAUGAAAAGGAUGAUAAAUGCUCUAUGAAUCCUUUCGGGCACCAUUUCACUGCUUGGAUCGUGAUUUGCAUCUGUAUCCUCAUGGAAUUGGAAACAUUAAUGUUAAAUGUUGGCUUUCUCCAAUUCUGUUCGUGGAUAUGGACGUUAGCUUUGUCCUAUUCAUGGAUAUGGACGUUACAAUUUCAGGCACAACACACAGGCGGAAGCAGUGUUGCCUAAAUUUGAUCAUGUCCAAGUACAAUCUAAGGGAAUAACGCGCAACGAGUUUCUGUUUGGAUUCCAAACCAUAAGAUUAAGCUGGUAAAGUUAUAUCCAUUUGAUUGCAGGGCUGAAUCGGAGGGCAACACCAAUGCCCUGAAGGGUGCAGUGUAGCUGGUCAGGCUUUAAGAUCAGGCUGUUAAGCCAGUCGUCUACUUGAUUCUAGUGGUCGUUAGUCUAGAGAAAGGCCAGUUGUCUAUUUGAUUCUUGUAGUCGUUUCUCUACUAAACUGCAAACGGUUGAUGCACAUGUAUCCCAUUUCUCAUUCCUUCC